CUUUUACAUGUAGGCGCCCAGAAUGGAGUAAGCGAGAUCCGCGAAGCGGAGGGGAGAAAGAGUUUCGGGCUGGAGGAGGGCGAGGGAGGGAAGCAGGCGGGCAAGCCAGCCGGCCAAGCCAAGCCAACGAGCGAGCAAGCGGUGGUUCUUUCUCAAGGCAGGACCUCGUCGGAGGAAGCCAGAGAAAGCAACGCAAGAAUGCCCUAAGGGCAGGGGGUUGGUGCCGCGCUGCCGUAGUCGGUGAAGACGAAGCGCCAAGUGCCUCUGGAAGCUGCCCAUCGUCCGCUGCCGCGCGUCGCGACCGAGCUUGUCAAUGGAGCUGGAGAAUAUAGUGGCCAAUACGGUUUUGCUCAAAGCCAGAGAAGGAGGUGGAGGAAAGCGCAAAGGUAAAAGCAAAAAAUGGAAGGAAAUCCUGAAGUUUCCUCAUAUUAGCCAGUGUGAAGAUCUUCGAAGGACAAUAGAGAGAGAUUAUUACAGUUUAUGUGACAAGCAACCAAUAGGAAGAUUUCUCUUUCGGCAGUUCUGCGAGACUCGCCUGGAGCUGGAAUGCUGUAUUAAGUUUCUUGAUUCGGUGGCAGAAUAUGAAGUACUUCCAGAUGAAAAAUUGGGAGAGAAAGGCAAAGAAAUUGUGAUGAAAUACCUCAUCCCAGGGUCUCCAGUUUAUGUAGCAGAAGCCAGUCAAGAUCUUGUACAGCAGAUAAAAGAAAAACUUGAAAAUAGCCCAUGUAAAGAGCUGUUCUCACCCUGUGUAAAGUCGGUUCAUGAGUACCUAAGUGGAGAACCUUUUCAAGAAUACUCAGACAGCAUGUAUUUUGAUAGAUUUCUCCAAUGGAAAUGGCUAGAAAGACAACCAGUAACAAAAAACACAUUUAGGCAAUACAGGGUAUUAGGAAAAGGUGGCUUUGGAGAGGUAUGUGCCUGCCAAGUACGAGCAACUGGGAAAAUGUAUGCAUGCAAAAGAUUAGAGAAAAAAAGAAUAAAGAAGAGGAAAGGUGAAUCCAUGGCCCUAAAUGAAAAGCAGAUUCUAGAAAAAGUCAAUAGUCAGUUUGUAGUCAAUCUAGCCUAUGCCUAUGAAACAAAGGAUGCCCUCUGCCUGGUUCUAACCAUCAUGAAUGGGGGAGACCUGAAAUUCCAUAUCUACAAUAUGGGAAACCCAGGCUUUGAAGAAGAAAGAGCUUUGUUUUAUGCUGCAGAGAUUCUUUGUGGCUUAGAAGACCUACACAGGGAAAACACUGUGUACAGGGAUUUGAAGCCAGAAAAUAUCCUGUUAGAUGAUUAUGGCCACAUCAGAAUAUCUGAUUUGGGACUAGCUGUUAAAAUUCCUGAGGGUGACUCUAUCCGUGGACGAGUAGGAACAGUUGGUUAUAUGGCUCCAGAAGUCUUGAAUAACCAGCGAUAUACCUUUAGUCCUGAUUACUGGGGAUUAGGCUGCUUAAUCUAUGAAAUGAUUGCAGGACAGUCACCCUUUCGAGGAAGGAAAGAGAAGGUGAAGCGAGAAGAAGUAGACAGGAGAGUCUUGGAGAUGGAAGAGGUGUAUUCCCAUAAAUUCUCUGAAGAAGCAAAAUCUAUCUGCAAAAUGCUACUGAACAAAGAUGUGAAACAGAGGCUGGGAUGUCAGGGCGGUGCAGCUGAAGUCAAGAGUCACCCGUUUUUCAAGAGCAUGAAUUUCAAACGUCUCCAAGCAGGAAUGCUGGAGCCCCCUUUCAUCCCUGACCCAAGAGCAGUGUACUGCAAAGAUGUGUUGGAUAUUGAGCAGUUUUCCACUGUCAAGGGAGUGAACCUGGACCAAACAGAUGAUGAUUUCUAUUCCAAGUUUUCUACAGGUUCUGUAUCUAUCCCAUGGCAAAAUGAGAUGAUGGAAACAGAAUGUUUUAAAGAACUAAACUUAUUUGGACCAAAUGGUACUAUCUCACCAGACCUUAACAAAAACUAUCCUCCAGAACCACCGAAGAAAGGAUUGCUGCAUCGAAUAUUUAAACGUCAGCAUCAGAACAAUUCCAAGAGCGCUCCAAACUCAAAGGCCAAUUUAAAUCAUCACAUAAAUUCCAAUCAUGUCAGUUCAAACUCUACUGGGAGCAGUUAGCUUUUUCUGGCUUAUGGAUAUUACAUCCUUCCACUGAUAGAGUAUCAAGCAUCAAGAAUGAGAAGAGCACCCACCAUCGAGCUAGAAGAUCAACAAUUUCUAACCAUGGAAGGUUUUUUCCCUCCUGUCUGUUCCUUCUAGGGAAGCUUCCCAUUUUAUGAAGAUAUUUACUCUCAGGUCUGUUUUUAGGGGUGGAACUUGAGGUCUUAUGACUGAACAUUGUAUCAUACUGCAAUAGAAAUUGGAAGCUGACAACUUGCACGUAUUUAAAAUUGCAUCCUAACUAGAACUGAACUUCGUCCUUAUUAUUUUUAAAGAAAAGGUUUUGUAAAUUUCUCUAUUGUCUCAGUUUACAUUUUGUACAUUUGUAUUUAAAUGAAAGUCAAACUUGGGGUUGUAUAUUUUCUGAGCAGCAGCUUGUAAAGCCAUGUGUUUUAAGACCUUUUUAGUGUUUUUUUUUUAAGAAAAAGUGAUCAAUACUUCCAGUCUCAAAUGAGAGAGGUUGUUUUUUGUUUUGUAAAUAUAGAAAAUUGUACAUAUGUUCCUUUUUCCUAUUGCUUCAGUUGAUACUUUUUUUAUAACUAACUUCACUUUUGUGUUUUGUUUUGUUUUUUGUUAACAGCAACACUGCAGACUAGUGUCUUCCCUCCCCCCUGUUUUGUUAAAAGCCUUGUAUCUAAUCAACUUAGACCUACAAAGUUUGCUCACUCUAGAGAGGCUAAAAGGCUAUGUCUGAAGUUCAUGACAUCAUGGGACCAUUGUUGCUAUUUGCACUUUUUUUUGUAGCUCUUACAUUCGUUGCUGAAAAAUCAAAUCCUGUUUAAAAUCUCACAUUUUUUUUUCUUCCCUGGGCUGAAAUUCUAUAACUAUUGCUAGAAAAAAGCAAAAAGUGAGCACAUGUGAAGUUGGACCCUGGUAGCUCCCUUCAAGAAGACAAUAAGAUAGUUCUUCAUUAUGUUAUCUCGUGGUUUCACCUUUAAUUGGGCUUGCACAGUUCAUGGAGAAAUGGCUCUUAAAUGUACACUGGAUUUGCAGAAAUGCCCAUUUGAUUCCUGAGUCAACAUCUGUUUGCUAGUGUAUUUGCUGCAUCCCAGAACAAGAGUGUAAUUGGUGCAAUUGGUGUAGUCUGUAUGCCAGCUGGUGCUUCCCAAUACUCCUGCUCUCGUGGAUGUAGCUUCUUGUGCUCUAGCUUCCAUUUACGAUAUGGCAACAAUGAAGGGAGUUGAAUACCAGGAAGCUGAGCUCUUAAUCGGAGCUUCUGUAUGUAAUGUUUUUUUAUCUGUCCACUUUCCAUUGUUCCAAGAACUUUUGAGAUACCAGGAAUGUGAAAAAAGAUGUAAUAGUUAGAGCUUCUUUAAACAUCUUGGCCACUUUCUGGUUGUAAGAUAUGACUAAAUUGCAUGGAUUAUCUUUCCCUGAUUGGGGAAGUCAAACUUUGGACAUUUAUUUAUGAAGAAGGAAGAGGCAAUUUCUCGUUUGGACUUAAUUCAUAAAUAAUCUCUUUUUUAAAUAAUAGUUUGCAGUAUGAUAGAAAGAAGUGUCAAUUUUACCUUUAAUCUCUUGAAUUUAAGGAAAAUUUAAGAGCUUUAAACUGCAGAAAUGGAGGUUACAUAAAUGCCAAUUUUCACCAUCUACAUCCAGAAUACUACAACCAGUACCAUGUUUCCCUGAAAAUAAGAUCCUGUCUUUCAUUUUUUUGAAGCCUGAAAUAAGCGCUUGGCCUUAUUGCCAUGUGCUCAAAAGCCCGAUUGGACUUAUUAUCAGGGGAUGUCUUAUUUUGGGGGAAACAGUGUAGUAUCCCACACCAAUUUUAAAAGGUGGGAUUUCGGAUGGUUUAAUGUUUCUUCUUUCUUAGUAGAGGAAGAUAGAAUUUCAAAUGAUCAGUAAUUUUGAGUAUUUCAAACACUCAAUAAUUGUGAAAGAGAUUUAUCUCAUGUGAAUAUUUGAAUCCAUUUGAAAUGUCUAUAUCUCUUUUUAAAUCAGAGAGACAUGGAUCCUUCCCCAGUAAACAGGCUAUGUUUAAACAAAUAUUUAUGAAAUAUAAUUGUGGAUUGUAAUAUACUUGCUUUCUGCAGGUGAUAGUAUUUCAAAGGUGGGAGCCUGUUUCCAAGGUUUUGGUCUCUUAACAUAUUUUUACAGGAUAAA
This is a messenger RNA of Ahaetulla prasina, 4228 nucleotides long. It is a transcript of the gene GRK5, whose product is annotated as G protein-coupled receptor kinase 5. Gene Ontology annotation, biological process: signal transduction; protein phosphorylation; regulation of signal transduction. Lineage: Eukaryota; Metazoa; Chordata; Lepidosauria; Squamata; Colubridae. The coding region runs from base 314 to 2083 and encodes 589 amino acids. Gene Ontology annotation, molecular function: G protein-coupled receptor kinase activity; ATP binding. The record is from RefSeq and is a predicted model, not a curated record. The transcript is spliced from 16 exons. Gene Ontology annotation, cellular component: cytoplasm.